Molecule: messenger RNA, 3931 nt
Organism: Erpetoichthys calabaricus (reedfish)
Lineage: Eukaryota; Metazoa; Chordata; Cladistia; Polypteriformes; Polypteridae
Gene: vipr1b
Product: vasoactive intestinal peptide receptor 1b
Exons: 13
Coding region: 266-1597 (443 amino acids)
Biological process (GO): adenylate cyclase-modulating G protein-coupled receptor signaling pathway; cell surface receptor signaling pathway
Cellular component (GO): plasma membrane
Molecular function (GO): G protein-coupled peptide receptor activity; peptide hormone binding; vasoactive intestinal polypeptide receptor activity
Source: RefSeq, a predicted model, not a curated record
UCGCAUUGUCCACUCCCAUUGGUACGACUCAGUGUCAAGUAACACCACUCGUCAAGAUUUUUGAAUGAAACUUGUAGCCUAAUCAUACGGAGCCACUGCAAGGAAGUGCGUGCGAGUCGGUACUGUCAGCUCGUACUGGAUGAUGUUUUACACUUCAGAAAGUAUUACGACCCGUCCAUUUCUUUAAUUGGCUUUCGCAUUGUUUUAUUGAUUCGAACACGUAUAUAUUGGAAAUAACAUCCCACAGGAGGAAAUCGGACAAACAAUGCGUACUUUACUCAAGUUGACAAGUCCCGCACUGCUCCUGUAUUGCAUUUUCUCUUAUAUGAUGGCAUUCUCCUCAGGUUGUGAUACAAUGCUGGAAAUAGAGAGAGAAAGGGAGCUGUGUCUAAAAAUGGCGGAAUCUGAAAACAUCUCUUUUGGGUGCAGAAGAAUGUGGGAUAAUAUAACCUGCUGGCCAAAUGCCAAAGUUGGAGAAGUGGUUGAAGUCAAGUGUCCGACAUAUUUUGGUCUUUUCUCAAAUGAACAUGGUAUCAUGACAAGAAAUUGUUCCAUAGAUGGAUGGACAUAUGUAAAUCCUCAAGCUUAUGCUGAGGCUUGUGGAUACAUUGACAACAAUACAGUGGUAGAAGAGACUCAGUUUUUUGGCUCAUUGAAGACUGCAUACACAGUAGGACACAGCUUGUCUCUGGUUUUCCUCACGGCAGCUAUGGUAAUCCUUUGUGUAUUUAGGAAGCUACAUUGCACAAGGAACUAUAUACACAUGAACCUCUUUAUGUCCUUUAUUCUGAAGGCAAUUUCUGUCUUUGUAAAAGAUGUUAUACUCUUUUCUAAUGAGGAAGGCUGCCUUGUUAGUCUGGUGGGCUGCAAAUCAGCUGUUGUCUUUUUCCACUACUGUAUUAUGGCCAACUUCUUUUGGCUCCUGGUGGAAGGCCUGUAUCUUCAUACCUUAUUGGUCAUCUCAUUCUUCUCUGAAAGGAAAUAUUUCUGGUGGUAUGUCCUGAUUGGCUGGGGGGGUCCAUCAGUAUUCAUUGCUGCAUGGAGCAUCACAAGGGCUUAUCUUUAUGAUAAAGGUUGCUGGAAUGAUAUUGAACCUCCAUACUGGUGGAUCAUCAAAGCCCCAAUUUUGGUUUCCAUACUGAUUAAUUUCAUUCUUUUCAUCUGUAUUAUUCGAAUACUGAUCCAAAAGCUUCAUUCUGCUGAUGUUGGAAAAAAUGAGUCCAGCCAGUAUUUGAGACUGGCAAAGUCCACGUUAUUGCUGAUUCCAUUGUUUGGGGUCCAUUAUAUCAUUUUUGCUUUCUUUCCGGAACAUGUCAAGAAGGAGUUGAAGAUGAUAUUUGAGCUCAUUGUUGGCUCAUUUCAGGGCUGUGUGGUAUCAAUUCUUUACUGUUUCCUUAAUGGUGAGGUUCAAUCAGAAAUCAAGAGGAAGUGGAGACGAUGGCAUGUGGAGAGACUACUAGGCACAGACAUGAAGUAUCACCACCCCUCCAUGGGAAGCAAUGGAACCAACUUUAGCACCCAGAUUUCAAUGCUUACGAAGUGCAGUCCAAAAGGGAGAAGGGCUUCUGGAUUUCAAGCAGAUUCAUCUUUAGUUUAAAAGCAGUAACUACUUCAUUUCAUAGAGGCUCUUGACCUGUGAAUAACCACUCACUACAAAAGAGGGUUUAAAGAGGGAAAUCAUCUUUCAUACUGAUCAAAAGCUGUCUUUGAAUAAGACACUAUUAUAGGAGUUUGAGGUUUAAUGUUAAUGUGACACAAGUGAAUGUGACAUACUCCACCGCUGUAUGUCUAAAUGAGUUUUGUAUAUAGUGUAAGUCAACUGAUUUUAUUUAUUUUACAUCCGUAGCACCAUAUUAAUUACAAUAAGGCUGUUUCAGAAAAUGUUUUAUUUGCCAAAUUAUGUUAUGAACAUCACAGGGCAGCCUGAGAACAUUAGGAUUACAAUUAUUAAGAGUCAUUACAGCCAGAGUGGGUAUUGUAGCAACAAACUUAAAAUAAGGUUUAAAGUGAAUAAAAAGUUUAAAAAGCAAGAAACCUGUGUCUACACUGAAGUCAAAUCUAAGGCUUUUAGAAUGUGAAUGCCCUUUGCUGCACUAUAUAUGUUUAUGUAUUUUGUUUUUCACUUGAAAUAUGUGCAAGCUGUUGUGUUUUUUUUUGGUUUUUUUUUCUAAAUUAAGUUCUAAAAUAUCUUUGCAUAAGGAAGCACAACGUUGGCCAAUUUAAAGCCACUCUGUUUAGACAUGCAGUUUAUAUUGUCCCAUAAUUCUGUUUUUAGAAUUACUGGAUCUGUUCUUUUCACAAACUAUUAAGGUUAUUUGAAUUUAAAUCCACUCACAUCUUUUGAAAAUAAGGCACAGUACGAUUUACUGGCCUCCUGGCUUUAAUUUACCCCCUUUUUCUAAUAUCCCUGUGCUCAGUACACAUGGCAGUAAAUUUGAAUUUGGUCUUUUCAUGUAGAAGCUGCUUACGAGCAGAAGUAUGAGAUCAGUCACAGGGCUGUGAUCCUAAAAAUAUUAUAACACUGCAAAAGUGGGAAAGGGAUGUGUUAGGAAAUGGGAAAACUUCAUCUCUCAAAGAAAAAUAGAUCUAUGGACACUUUAAAAUUACCGGUCGCAGCAGGCUGCCAUGUUGGUCAUUGGCACACUGGUCAAGAUGCCAAUCAAGCCACUGUCCAUGCAGCAGUCAGAGAUUCUCAAAAUAUAUAAACAAGUUCAAUUAACAGUUUAAAGAGCAUGGAUGUAAAUAAACUUUACACAUUUAUUCCACUGCACCUUACAGUAUAUGAUCAAAAUAUAUUGCAUAAAUAGUAAAUAAUUUAUCAGUUUUAAGGUGUAAAUAUAGUUAGUUGGACAGGACACAGACACUCUCACAAUUAAUUUAUCAGGAGGCAGGGACAUCUAAAUUCCUUCCCUGUGCGCUCCUAUAAAAGAGAGUGUUUCAGUGAACCUUUCUAUACUUGCUAGACGCCAACUUUGAAUGAGAUUAUGAAAAAACAGAGCAAAGCCUAAAGGGAAAAAGUGUUCCCAGUAUGCAAACAAAUAAUUGGUUGAUGAGUAAUACAAAAAUGUCAAAACAACAAAAAAUUGUUUCACUUAUUAAUAAUAAUAGUAAUUCUUUAUAAUUAUAUAGUGGUUUUUCUCACUACUUAAGUUGCUUUUCAUAGUGAAUGGGGAGCUACUUCAACACCACUAAUGUGUAGCAUCCACGGCAGCCAUUUUUGUGUCGGUACUCAGACCACACAUUAGCUAUUAGGUGGUGAAGUGGCAAGAGUUAGUUAGCCAAGUAGAGACAGGUUGAUGAUGAGGGGGCCAGAAAGACUAGGCCAAGGAGGGCAAUUUAGCCUGGAUAUCAGGAAACACCCUGCUCUUUACAAAGGAUACCCAGGGGUGUUUUAUGACCACAAGAGAGUCAGGACCUCGGUUUUACGUGUCAUCCAUAGGAAGGUGCCAUUUUUACAGUGGCACCAAAUCAGAAAAAAACGCCAUGUUUAUGAAGUGGUGGUACAUUGCUCAGUAUGAAUAAAUGCCUAUAAACUAAAACAAUAAAGCAGGAUUAAAAAACAUGCAAUGAAAUGAAAAUGGAAAAAAGGUUAAAAAAUAAAAAGCAAGUAAUUAUGUACUCAGGAAAUUUAAUUUUGUGGUUAUUUCCUUGAUUGGAAUUGACUAUGAUUUAAUGUCUUUUGAGACACCAUUUUGUUACACUACAGGGAUGGCCAUUUUGUGAUUUCAGUUGUUGUAUCCAGCAGGAGACGGAAGCUCCCUUGUUGGACUGAGUUCUUUUGUAAUUGUGGACCUGAAACUAAAUAGAUAUGAUAUUAAAAGGCGAUACCCCUGCCUUAGUGAUACGGUGGUAAGAAAUCAUAUAGGAGAAAUAACAGCAUUCUUUAAUGAUGGUUUACGCUGCAUAACAGACGAAGGAAGCCAUGAUAAGA